Molecule: messenger RNA, 14247 nt
Organism: Exaiptasia diaphana
Lineage: Eukaryota; Metazoa; Cnidaria; Anthozoa; Actiniaria; Aiptasiidae
Product: dynein heavy chain 5, axonemal
Exons: 85
Coding region: 178-13992 (4604 amino acids)
Biological process (GO): microtubule-based movement
Cellular component (GO): dynein complex
Molecular function (GO): minus-end-directed microtubule motor activity; ATP binding; ATP hydrolysis activity
Source: RefSeq, a predicted model, not a curated record
GGAGAUAGAACAUGGCGCCCGCACAGAGCACCAGACAGACUUUAAAACUCUUAUAAUAUUUCCACUACGGACCCGAUUAGGGAAAUUGUGAAAACUACGAAGAAAAGGACCUUUGUGCUUGGUAUUUAGGAACUUAAUUGGUGCAUUUUAGUGUUUGAUUYGUUAGAAAAGGUAAAAAUGUCGGAAGCACAGCAAGACGAGCCAACAAAGUCUAGAGCACCAUCUCCUCCGGCGAGUAAUGAGGUUGCACCUCCUCUGAUUUCAACAGCGAAAGAUGAAGAAGCUAAAAAAGGUCACAAACGACGGGGAAAGGCACCAAAUAUGCCUGUACCAACUGCUCAGAAGAAAACAGUUACACUAGUUUCAGGAUCYGAAGCUAUGAAAGAAAGGCAAAAACAAGCCAAAGCGCUCAAAGAUGGACGCAAAAGCGAGAUGGAUACUCGUCACAAUUACAUACUUCAAAAGAUUUCUGAUAUAUUAAGCAUCGACCUAAAUUUGGUAGAAGACUUCAUUCUUGGAGAUAAUAAUUUUCCCCAAUUUGAGCAGUUCUUUGCUGUUGAUGGAUUAAAAAAGAUGAUGUUCUAUUAUCAGGAAGCAAAUCUGAACAGGAUUGACUUGUCUUCACAAGCUGCCAAUUCACCCAAUAAACUUUUCAUAACAGAUGGGAACUCUGAAAAAUUAACUGGACAGUGCUGUAUAUUUAUGAGGACGUCAACAAUGAAGGCUAUCAGCACUGCAAACAUUGCUCAGGAGGUUGUAUUUAUGUUAAUGGACAGCUCCAAAGGAAGCAUCCUUGAAGGCUUUGAAAGACUCUUAGGAAAAAUCCUCAUCCCUGCUCUUCACCAACAGGAGAGUUGGGGUGAAAUUUCACAUCAACUAGGACAAGUUCAGGGAUUUCUUGAGUCACUUGAAAARUUUGUUGGUAUUUUAGCUGGUGCUAAAGAYAACAUUAACUCUAGAGUUGAUUUGGGUGACAAUGGACUGAGUGAYCUWCUUGACAGCUUGAAAACACCUUCAGACUACGUUACUGCAGCACUAAAUCCAGACAUUGUUGACAAGCUUGAAGGAUUGAUAGCUAUUUGGUCAAAGGAGAUUGAACAGGUCUUAGCUGAGAGUGAGCAGAUGAGGAAAGAAGCAGACGAUAUYGGUCCAAUUGCUGAGCUUGAACAUUGGAAGAAAAGGAUGGCAAAGUUUAAUGUUCUGUUAGACCAGAUCAAAAGUCCUCAUUGUAAAGCCGCUGUUGGUGUUCUUCAUGCYGCUAAGUCCAGGAGUUUAAAGCACUGGAAGGAAAUGGAUAGUCGUAUCACUGAUUCAGCAAAUGAAGCUAAGGAUAAUGUCAAAUAUCUUUACACUCUUGAUAAGUUCUUUGGUCCUCUUAUUAAAUGUUCACCGACUGAGAUGAUAGAGUAUGUUCCUAGUUUGGUGAAUGCCAUACGAAUGAUUCACAGCAUCUCACAGUACUACAAUACCUCGGAGCGCAUGACAUCACUGUUUGUCAAAGUAACCAAUCAAAUGAUCACCACAUGUAAGGCAUAUAUUAACAGAGGAGUGUCUAAAAUAUGGGACCACAAAAGAGAGGAACUGUCUGGACGACUUAARGAGUGCAUUGCUUUGAAUGAAGAAUAUCAACGGUGCUUCCAUCGAACUAAGAUGAAGCUGAGAGAGAAUCCCAAAGAAAGACAGUUUGAGUUUAGUGAAAAUUACAUAUUUGGUAAAUUCGAUGCCUUCUGCAAACGUCUUGAGAAGAUCGAUGAUAUGUUGAAAACUAUGGAGAACUUGUCUGGUUUGAAUCAAGUCAAGAUCGAGGGCAUUGAAACGAUAGUUAUCCGUUACACGACCAUCGUAUCCAACGUAAAAAAGAAGGCAUACGAUCUAUUGGAUCAUAGGAAAGGCGAGUUUGAUAUGGACUACGAGGAAUUCAAGGAGAAUAUCGAAGGKCUCAAACAACAGCUACAAGCAUUUGUAGAUUCUUGGUUCGAGAAGCCAUUGUCAACAAUGCGUUCUCUUGAGCUKCUGAACAAGUUUGAAAGCAUUUCUGGUGUACAACUUUACCUUCACGACAAAUAUUACAAGCUCCUUAUGCAGUAUGGAAAAGAUUUAGAAGCUUGUAGAAAAAUGUACCAAAAGCAAAAGAACGAUCCACCAAUUCUGAGAAAUCUCCCACCUGUUGCUGGUAAAAUUACUUGGGCAAAACAGUUGUUUCGACGAAUUCACGAGCCAAUGGUGCAGUUUAAGAAAUACCCAGAAAUAUUAAAGGGCGAGGAUGCAAAACGACUUAUCAAGAGCUACAACAAAAUGGCUUCAGUCCUCGUAGAAUUUGAGGUUUUAUAUCAUCGUGGCUGGUACCGUGCUGUUGAAGCGGCAAAAAGUGGACUACAAGCAUCACUUCUUGUCAGACAUCCAGAAACAAAAACGCUGUUUGUCAACUUCGAUCCACAAAUUCUAGAAUUGAUCCAAGAAGCUAAGUGUAUGUCGAGGCUUAGUCUUGAGGUUCCUAACGCAGCGCAGGUUUUACGUCUGAAAGAAGAGCAAAUAAAAUCAAACAGUAACAGAUUACGUGAAGUUUUGGAGGAUUACAAUCGAGUAGUGGCGAACAUCCCAGAGGUCGUUUUACCRCUAAUGUUACCCUUUACGGAACGUGUUGACGAGACAAUAAAACCUGGACUGUCAAUGCUGAACUGGACUUCUAUGAAUAUUUCAGCGUAUAUCGAUGGCAUACAUCAAUCAGUUAAAAGUCUAGAGCGCCUAUCCAAAGAGGUCGGCGAUAUCCUCGACUGUCGUAUUGAAGCCGUUCUUAAAGAAAUCGGAAGUACACCAUUGUGUGAUCUCCAAGAGGAAGAAGCGAUCUUUGUGGAAGAUUUUGUUGAAACAACUGAUCGAACGUGCAACGAAAACGCCGAAGUCUUGUCCAGAUACUGUAAACUUGUCGAGAGUUCAGUGCAAUUCCUACUUGAAACCAUCAAAAGCAACAUGACUGCGGAAGAAUUAGCGCCUCUAGUCAAAGACAACUACCCAUGUUUAAACUCAGAAUCCAAACAAGCCAAGAACAAUCGAGGGAACAGAUGUUGGGAGUGCAUGCCAUGUUAUUAUUGGAAUCUUGUCAUUAGUUUUAACCAAAGAACYAUCGAUGCGUUAGUCAAGUGUACAAGACUUUCUCUAGACUCGAUAAAAAGACGRAUGCAAGCAUCUAGUAAAUACAAGGGAGACACUGGUGAUAUCAAAACAGCGUUGUUCAAGGCUGACAUUGUACUAGAAAUCCCAUCAGUUCUYCUGAAGCCAAGUUUAGAUGACAUCCAACAGUUACUAAAUAAAGCAGUUCAGAUAAUACUGAAAACGACUCAGCGUGUUCACGAAUGGAAAGACCAUGCUUUAAUCCAUCAACCCCCAAUGCCAGUCGUCGAGGAAGGCAAGCCAAUACCUCCAGUCAACCCUAAGUCAUUGUACAAAUUAGUAUCAGAACACAAAGAUGUUGUCAAAGUCGUUAUUGUAUUAAGCUCGAUUGUCAGUACUUUCAAAGCUGAUUGCAAAGACGUUCUUAGCGAGAUGGAUGCAUUUAAGGAGCUCUGGAAUGCGGACCCUAAUGAGAAGGUGAAAGAGUUCAUAGAAUCUAAACCUCUGCUAUCAGAUUUUGAUGGUCAGAUCAAGUACUAUCAGCAUCUAGAGUCUCGUAUCGARGAACUACCUCACUUCUAUCGCAUUGGUUCUGUCAUCUAUCUCACCGAUCGUCUCAAGGAAGCUUUGAUCACRGAAACMAAGGCUUGGAAGCAAGCGUUUGGACAAGCUCUUGCGGCUAAGGCAAGCRCAGACAUGGAAGAGAUCUUCGCAUUCAUUGAUAACUUGACCAAGAGACUUGCACGAAACAUUACAGACCUUGAUGAUGUUAGGAGCAGUAUGGCCGCUCUAAGCGAGAUCAGAGAAUCAGAAAUUAAGAUGGAYAUGAUGAUUGGWCCAAUCGAGGAGUCAUUUGCAAUGUUGAACCGYUAUCARCUUCACUAUCCAAGCACUGAUGCRGAGCGAGUUGAUGGCUUAACAUAUGCCUGGAAAAAACUAACAGCGCAGGCUGGUUCGGUUGCUGCAAAUCUACUGACCAUUCAACCAAAAUUCAAAGCAGAUUUACUAGAAGGAGUYKCUAACUUCAAAGGUGUUGUGGACGAGUUUACCUGUGACUACACGGACAAGGGACCAAUGGUUGCAGGGAUUGCGCCAAGAGAGGCUAGUGAUCGCCUUGGYAUAUUYCAGGCUCGUUUUGACGAAAUAUGGAGAAAGUUUGAAACGUACUCAGGGGGUGAGGAAUUAUUUGGACUCGAAGUUACMGAGUAUCCAACCAUCCAAAGAAUMCGACGUGAGCUYGGUUUGCUACAGAAGCUGUAUAAUCUGUACAACUCGGUUAUUGAUAACGUUAAUGGCUACUAUGACAUCCUAUGGCAGGAGAUUGACAUCGAGAAAAUCAAUAAUGAACUUAUGGAAUAUCAAAACAGGAUUCGUAAACUUCCCAAAGCACUUAAAGAGUGGCAGGCAUUYUUGGACCUCAAGAAGACAAUCGAUGACUUUAGCGAGUGYUGUCCACUUCUUGAAAUGAUGGCAAACAARGCCAUGAAGCUACGACAUUGGGAUAGAAUCUCRCAGAUGGUUGGCGUGACGCUUGAUGUCGAGUCAGAGACAUUUCAACUAAGACAGCUCAUGAGCGCACCGUUAUUACCAAAUAAGGAAGAAAUUGAGGAUAUCUGUAUCGCCGCUGUGAAAGAAAAAGACAUCGAGCAAAAGUUAAAAGCAGUACUUGCAGACUGGAGUACGCAAAAUUUCUCAUUCGGUACUUUCAAAAAUCGUGGAGAACUUCUCUUGAAAGGGUCGGACACCGCRGAGAUUGUAUCUCUUAUGGAGGACAGUCUUAUGAUCCUUGGCUCUUUGUUGAGUAACAGGUAUAAUGCUCCGUUUAAAGCAGAAAUUCAAAAGUGGGUCGCAAAGCUGACAGGUUCAACCGAGAUAAUCGAGAACUGGUUAGUCGUACAGAACUUAUGGGUAUAUCUCGAGGCGGUGUUUGUUGGYGGUGAYAUCGCUAAACAAUUACCUCAGGAAGCGAAACGAUUCAGUCAGAUCGACAAGUCAUGGGUGAAGAUCAUGCAGAGAGCGCACGAGAAUUCUAAUGUUGUACAGUGUUGUGUUGGAGAUGACACCCUCGGACAGCUGUUACCYCACUUGUUGGAGCAGUUGGAGAUAUGUCAGAAGUCUCUCAGYGGUUACCUCGAAAAGAAGCGUCUUCUGUUCCCUCGUUUCUUCUUCGUGUCGGACCCCGCUCUGCUUGAGAUUCUUGGUCAAGCCAGUGACUCACACACAAUACAGGCNAUUAUGUUGUAUUUUCAAGGUAAUGUUGAGGUGUGGCAACAUUGCCAUGUCAAAAAUUGCAGAACAUUGAUGUUAGAAUCAUUAUGUUGUAUUUUCAAGGUAAUGUUGAGAAUCAUUAUGUUGUACUUUCAGGGUAAUGUGGAAGUGUGGCUUGAUAAUCUGCUAAAGGAAUCUCGUAAUUCACUACAUGCUGUUAUUCGCAUGGCAUCCAUUGCCAUCAAGGAUCCAGCUUUUAAGCUUAUUGAGUUCUUGAACUCGUUUGCUGCACAGGUUGGUCUUCUUGGUAUUCAAAUGAUCUGGACAAGAGACUCAGAAGAUGCUCUAUCAAAUGCGAGAUCUGAUAAAAAGAUCAUGGCACAGCGUAACCAGUAUUUCCUGGACAUUUUGAAUGARUUGAUUGAAAUGACAACAACAGAUCUCACCAAGUUUGAGCGAGUCAAAUAUGAAACUCUGAUUACAAUUCACGUCCAUCAAAGAGACAUUUUUGACGAUAUGGUAAGGAAAAAUAUCAAGUCACCUACAGAUUUUGAAUGGCUGAAGCAAUCUCGAUUCUACUGGAGRGAAGAGACUGAUAAUUGUAUAGUCUCAAUCACCGAUGUGGACUUCAUCUACCAGGAUGAGUUUCUCGGYUGCACAGAYCGUCUCGUCAUCACACCACUGACAGACAGAUGUUAUAUUACACUUGCGCAGGCCUUGGGCAUGGCAAUGGGUGGUGCACCCGCUGGCCCAGCAGGCACAGGYAAGACAGAGACUACUAAAGAUAUGGGAAAAGCACUUGGAAAGUAUGUGGUCGUGUUCAACUGCUCGGAUCAGAUGGACUAUCGUGGUCUUGGUCGUAUCUUUAAAGGUCUUGCGCAGUCGGGUAGUUGGGGCUGUUUUGAUGAGUUCAAUCGUAUUGAGCUACCUGUGUUAUCGGUGGCUGCGCAGCAAAUCUCUGUUGUCUUGACAGCAAAGAAAGAAAGAAAAUCUACAUUUAUUUUUACCGACGGUGAUGUAGUGGACAUGAAUCCUGAGUUUGGUAUCUUCUUGACAAUGAACCCUGGGUACGCUGGUCGACAAGAACUUCCAGAAAAUCUAAAGAUCAUGUUCCGAACGGUAGCRAUGAUGGUUCCUGAUCGACAAAUUAUUAUUCGAGUCAAACUUGCAGCUUGUGGUUUCAUCAGAAAUAUCAUCCUCUCUGCCAAGUUUUACACUCUGUACAAGCUAUGCGAAGAGCAGCUUACUAAACAGGUCCACUAUGAUUUUGGCCUUCGAAACAUUCUGUCUGUCUUGCGAACUCUUGGAGCUGUGAAGAGAGCCAAUCCAGAGGAUAGUGAAGAUAGGAUUGUCAUGCGUGUAUUACGUGACAUGAACUUGAGUAAGCUUGUCGAUGAAGAUGAGCCGUUGUUUUUAAGUCUCAUCGAUGACUUGUUUCCUGGAAUUCAACUGGACAAGGCUGGUUAUCCAGACAUCGAGCAAGCUAUCGCUGAAUGYGUCGAGGAAGCUAAGCURAUYAACCAUCCUCCAUGGACGUUGAAGCUCAUCCAGUUGUACGAGACCCAGCGUGUACGUCACGGUAUGAUGGCCCUGGGGCCGAGUGGUGCCGGCAAGACAAAGUGUAUUAAUAUUCUGUGCAAAGCGAUGGGAAUGUGUGGAGCACCACACAAAGAAUUCAGGAUGAACCCCAAAGCCAUCACAGCCCCCCAGAUGUUCGGUCGUCUUGACGUGGCAACUAAUGAUUGGACAGACGGAAUCUUCUCAACACUUUGGCGUAAAACUCUUCGAGCUAAAAAGGGGGACCAUAUUUGGAUAGUGCUGGACGGCCCUGUGGACGCUAUCUGGAUUGAGAACCUUAACAGUGUACUUGAUGACAAUAAGACUCUAACACUGGCCAACGGGGACCGUAUUCCUAUGUCRCCCAACUGUAAGGUCGUAUUUGAGCCCCAUAACAUCGACAAUGCGUCACCUGCAACUGUAUCCAGAAAUGGCAUGGUUUACAUGAGUUCAUCUGCUUUAGACUGGAAACCUAUACUAAAAGGCUGGCUGAAGAACAGAUCAGUAAACGAAGGAGAGAUCUUGUUUCCUCUGUUUGAACAGGUGUUCGAUGAACUACGAAACUUUGUCGUUGUCAAUACUGUACCCAAAAUGGAUCUCCUUGAGUGUAACUACAUCGUGCAAGCCACCAACAUCCUUCAAGGUCUAAUUCCCGGUGAAGAUGCUGCCAAGCAAGCAGACGCUAAGCACCUUGAGAAACUAUUUAUAUUCUCUCUCAUGUGGAGCGUUGGAGCAUUGUUGGAAUUGGGAGAUAGGAAAAAGAUGGAGGAGUUUCUUAAAGGRAAGUUUGAUCUUCAAUGGCCUCCUGCURACGGUGAAGAUACGUUCUUUGAAUACUUGGUCAACGAGGAGGGUGAAUGGGAACAUUGGUCAAAYCGGGUACAACCGUAUGAGUACCCCAAGGACAGUGUACCUGAGUAUUCCAGCAUCUUAGUACCAAACGUUGACAACGUCAGAACUGAUUAYUUGAUCCAAAGCAUCUCUAAGCAGGGCAAGGCCGUGCUGUUGAUAGGUGAGCAAGGAACAGCCAAGACUGUCAUGGUAAAAGGCUACUGUAACAAAUACGACCCUGAACAGCACCUCUUCAAGUCACUGAACUUUUCAUCGGCAACUACACCAAACAUGUUCCAGAGAACCAUCGAGAGCUACGUCGACAAGAGAAUGGGAACUACAUACGGGCCUCCAGCUGGAAAGAAGAUGACGUCAUUCAUUGAUGACAUCAACAUGCCCAUUAUUAACGAAUGGGGAGACCAAAUUACCAAUGAGAUUGUUCGUCAGCUCAUGGAGAUGAGUGGAUUCUACAGCUUGGACAAACCAGGCGAAUUCACCAGUAUAGUUGAUAUCCAAUUCAUUGCUGCUAUGAUUCAACCUGGUGGUGGUCGUAACGACAUCCCCAGCCGUCUUAAGCGUCAGUUUACCGUAUUUAACUGUACUCUCCCGUCCAACACAUCCAUUGACAAAAUCUUCUCUACAAUUGGUGUUGGAUAUUUCUGCAAAGAACGAGGAUUCACUUCUGAAAUCCUAGAACUUGUGCAAAUGCUCGUGAAGAGUACCAGAACCCUGUGGCAGAAAGUGAAGACCAAGAUGUUGCCAACACCAGCCAAGUUCCAUUAUAUUUUUAACUUAAGAGAUUUGAGCAGGAUCUGGCAGGGAAUGUUAACAGUGACAUCAGAAGUUAUGACCGACAAGAAAGUUCUUCUGAAUCUKUGGAAACACGAAUGUUCACGAGUGAUAGCCGAUCGCUUUACGAACCAACCAGACAAAGACUGGUUCGAAAAGGCUUUGAAUAAUGUUUUAGAAGACGACUUUGGUAGCGAAGCUCUGGAAAUGGUCGACGCUGAACCCUACUUUGUGGACUUUCUACAAGAUGCUCCUGAACCAACAGGUGACGAACCWGAAGACACUGAGUUCGAGGCGCCUAAAAUCUACGAACCAAUACCAAGCCUAGAGAGCUUCAAAGAGAGGUUGAAUAUGUUCAUUGAGAUGUAUAAUGAGGCGAUUCGUGGAGCUCGCAUGGACCUUGUGUUCUUCAAAGACGCCAUGACUCACCUUGUCAAGGUGUCGCGUAUCAUAAGGACACCACGAGGUAAUGCUCUACUYGUCGGUGUAGGRGGCUCAGGAAAACAGAGUUUAACUCGAUUAGCUUCGUUUAUUGCUGGYUACGAGAUCUUCCAGAUUACAUUAACAAGAUCGUACAAUACCAGUAAUCUGAUGGACGAUCUAAAGAUCCUGUACAGGACGGCUGGUCACCAGGGCAAAGGAAUCACGUUCAUAUUCACUGAUAAUGAGAUCAAAGAUGAAGCUUUCCUGGAAUAUAUGAACAAUGUACUGGCCUCAGGAGAGGUAUCUAAUCUAUUUGCGCGUGAUGAGAUCGAUGAGAUGACAGGCGAUCUAAUCUCUGUGAUGAARAAGGAAUAUCCCAGACGGCCUCCGACCAACGAAAAUCUCUACGACUACUUUAUAACCAGAGUCAAGAAUAAUCUACACGUGGUUCUCUGCUUCUCUCCGGUUGGCGAGAAGUUCCGCAAUCGAUCGCUAAAGUUUCCAGGUCUCAUUACUGGUUGUACAAUGGACUGGUUCAGUCGCUGGCCAAAAGAUGCCCUUAUCGCAGUCGCAUCGCACUUCUUGUCGUCCUUUGAUGUCGUCUGUAAGCCGGAAGUAAAAAUUUCAAUGGUUAACACCAUGGGUCUCUUCCAAGACAUCGUAGCUGAAUCAUGUGUGCAGUAUUUUGAACGAUUUCGUCGACAGACACACGUGACACCUAAAUCUUACCUGUCAUUUAUUGAGGGGUACAAACAGAUCUACACUCAACAACACGAGGCCAUUGGUCUCCUUGCUCAGAGAAUGAACACUGGUCUAGCCAAGCUUAUCGAGGCCAGUGAAUCGGUUGCWAAGCUCUCCGAGGAGUUGGUGGUCAAGGAGAAAGAGCUCGCCGUUGCAUCUAAGAAGGCUGAUGUCGUUCUWCAAGAGGUGACGGUCAGUGCAACGGCAGCAGAGAAGGUGAAGAGCCAGGUUCAGAAAGUAAAGGACAAGGCGCAGGCUAUUGUAGACGAAAUCGAGGCCGACAAAGCCGUUGCUGAAGGCAAACUUGCUGCAGCUAAACCAGCAUUAGAGGAAGCAGAGGCAGCUCUUCAAACCAUUAAACCAGCCCACAUCAGCACAGUUCGUAAACUUCAAAAACCACCUCAUCUGAUCAUGCGCAUCAUGGAUUGUGUAUURCUUCUAUUUCAACUAAAACUCGAGCAGGUCACUCCCGACCAAGAAAGACCGUGUCCCAAGCCCUCCUGGAGCCUUUCACUAAAGUGCAUGAGUCAGUCAGGUUUCUUACAGACCUUGUUAAACUUUCCAAAGGAUUCUAUAAAUGARGAAACUGUYGAGUUAUUGGAACCMUACCUGAACAUGGAAGACUACAAYAUCGAAACAGCCAAGAAAGUAUGCGGYGAUGUUGCAGGAUUAGCUUCAUGGACACAAGCAAUGGCGACAUUCUAUGGAGUGAACAAGGARGUYCUUCCUCUUAAGGCCAAUCUUGUGAUACAAGAAGCGCGACUUGCUACUGCAACUAAAGAGCUCAACAACGCACAAGAACAGCUCGACGAGAAACAAAAAGAACUUGACCUUGUGCARGCUAAAUACGACCAGGCAAUGAAAGACAAGCAGACUCUUGUAGACGAUGCUGAGGCAUGUAGAAGGAAGAUGGCUAAUGCUACUGCCUUAAUCGAUGGCUUAGGAGGCGAAAAGGUUCGUUGGACUGAGCAGAGCAAGAAGUUCGAACAGCAGAUACAGCGSUUGGUCGGUGACGUUCUUAUUGCGACAGGGUUCUUGUCGUACUCGGGUCCUUUUAACCAGGAGUUCCGAACUCUCAUUCAAGAAAGUUGGAAAAAGGAGAUGAGAAAAUCGAAGAUUCCUUUCUCUGAGGAUAUCAAUCUUACUACAAUGCUGACAGAUGCAGCCACCAUUGGCGAGUGGAAUCUGCAAGGACUGCCUAACGAUGAGUUAUCGAUUCAAAACGGAAUCAUCGUCACUAAAGCGGCUCGAUACCCAUUACUUAUUGAUCCWCAGGGUCAGGGAAAAGCUUGGAUCCGAUCCAAGGAAGGACAGAAUGAGCUUCAAAUCACUUCUCUGAACCACAAGUACUUCCGUAAUCACUUAGAAGACUCCCUGUCAUUGGGAAGACCGCUGAUCAUAGAGGACGUGGGCGAGGAAUUGGAUCCUGCCCUUGAUAAUGUUCUAGAAAAGAAYUUCAUCAAAUCUGGCAAAACGUACAAGGUCAAAGUCGGUGACAAAGAGUGUGACGUMAUGGACGGAUUCCGAUUGUACAUCACAACUAAGCUUGGUAAUCCCUCCUAUACUCCAGAAAUUAGUGCCAAGACUUCUAUCAUUGACUUCACGGUAACAAUGAAAGGCUUGGAAGAUCAGCUUCUCGGCMGAGUCAUCCAGACUGAAAAACAGGAACUGGAAGCUGAAAGGACGAAGUUAAUGGARGAAGUUACCGCGAAUAAACGACGUAUGCAAGACCUGGAGGACAACUUAUUGUACAGAUUGACUAGUACMCAGGGCUCUCUAGUAGAGGACGAGUCAUUGAUUGAGGUCCUGAGUUCUACUAAAGCUACAUCAGAAGAAGUCAGUGAAAAAYUGAUCGUUGCAGCUGAAACUGAGUUGAAGAUAAACACGGCGCGUGAAGAAUAUCGACCAGUCGCUAAUCGUGGUAGUAUCCUGUAUUUCUUGAUUGUUGAGAUGUCAAUGGUWAACGUCAUGUACCAAACAUCCCUCAAACAGUUCCUUGGUCUUUUCGAUAUUUCCAUGGCACGAUCCCAGAAGUCCCCAAUACCAGCUAARCGCAUACAAAACAUCAUCCAGUACUUGACCUUUGAAGUAUUCAGGUACACCACUCGGGGUCUGUAUGAGGAACAUAAAUUCUUGUUUACCCUGCUCUUGGCGCUAAAGAUUGACCUACAGGAGAAACGAAUAAAACACGAAGAGUUUCAAACUUUGAUUAAAGGUGGUGCAGCUUUAGACUUGAACGCUGUCGAACCGAAACCCAAGAAAUGGAUUCUUGACCUAACUUGGCUGAACUUGGUCGAGUUGAGCAAGCUGCCUCAAUUCACCUCCAUAUUAGGRCAAAUCACCGGAAAUGACAAGGCAUGGAAGACAUGGUUUGAUAGUGAGGCUCCUGAGGAUGCCGCAAUACCUGAUGGGUACCAUGGAUCRUUGGAUACGUUUAGGAAGCUACUGCUGAUUCGUUCAUGGUGUCCAGACAGAACGAUYAACCAGGCAAGACGGUAUAUCACAGAGUCUAUUGGAAAAGAGUUUGCUGAAGGAGUUAUCUUGAACCUUGAAGGCAUGUGGGAAGAGAGUGACAAUAGAACUCCUAUGGUAUGUUUCUUGUCAAUGGGAUCUGAUCCGACAGCAUCCAUUGAAGCACUGGCUAAGAAACUAAGAACAGACUGUCGCAAUAUCUCCAUGGGUCAAGGUCAAGAAGUACACGCACGCAGGCUCCUUACGCAGUUUAUGAACGAGGGAGGCUGGGUACUGUUGCAGAAUUGUCACUUGGGCUUAGGCUUCAUGGAUGAGCUUCUUGAAACGGUGACAGGUACGGAGAAUGUAAACGAGAAAUUCCGUCUUUGGAUUACGACCGAAGUUCAUCCUAAGUUCCCGAUCACGUUCCUACAGUCGUCCAUCAAAUUCACUAACGAACCACCACAGGGCAUCAAAGCUGGUUUAAAGCGAACCUAUGCUGGUAUAACACAGGACCAAUUAGACAUCACUAACAUGCCACAAUGGAAACCUAUGCUGUAUGCCACGGCCUUCUUACAUACUGUUGUACAGGAGAGAAGGAAGUUUGGUCCUCUUGGAUGGAAUAUUCCUUACGAGUUCAACUCGGCUGACUUGACGGCUAGCGUACAGUUCAUACAGAACCAUCUCGACGAUAUUGAUAUUAAAAAGGGAGUGUCAUGGACCACUGUUCACUACAUGAUCGGUGAGGUCCAAUAUGGCGGUCGUGUUACAGACGACUUUGACAAAAGGCUGCUCAACACAUAUGCAAGGGUUUGGUUYGGCGAGUUCAUGUUCCAAGAUUCGUUCAAGUUUUUCCAGGGUUACAAUAUUCCUCGAUGUAUGCAGAUCGCUGACUUUAGAAGUGCUAUUGAAGAAAUGCCACCUGUUGACACUCCUGAGGUAUUUGGUCUACAUUCCAAUGCUGACAUCACAUACCAAACAAAGACGACCAUCGAUGCCCUGGAAACAAUCGUAAACAUCCAACCAAAAGACAGUUCAGGUGGGGGAGGGGAGACUAGGGAGUCUAUUGUCUUCAAACAAGCUAACGACAUGCUGGAUAAAUUACCACCCGACUACCUACCCCACGAGAUCAAGUCACGACUUCAAAAAAUGGGAGCCCUGACACCAAUGAAUAUCUUCCUUCGACAAGAAAUCGACCGAAUGCAACGUGUGAUCACUCUUGUACGAACAACACUCAUUGAUCUCAAGUUAGCCAUCGAUGGCACGAUUAUUAUGAGUGAAAACCUYAAAGACGCCUUGGACAAUAUCUACGAUGCACGUGUGCCUGGCUUAUGGAAAAAGAUAUCUUGGGAUUCCGCUACACUUGGUUUCUGGUUCACUGAACUUAUCGAACGUAACGCACAGUUCUCAACAUGGYUGUUUGAGGGACGACCAAAUACUUUCUGGAUGACUGGUUUCUUCAACCCACAGGGCUUCCUCACAGCAAUGCGACAAGAAAUUACUCGUGCCCACAAGGGCUGGGCUCUGGAUAGCGUCGUCUUAAGUAACGAUGUCACACGUUACAUGAGAGAAGACAUAUCUUCRCCWCCCGCMGAGGGGGUKUACGUGUACGGGCUCUUCCUCGAUGGUGCAGGAUGGGAUAGACGAAACUGCCGCCUUGUUGAACCCCCUGCUAAAGUCCUCUUCACCCCUCUCCCCGUGGUGCACGUCUAUGCUGUUAACACWACCGGGGGUAAGGAUCCCAAGUUGUACGAGUGYCCAGUGUACAAGAAACCAAGACGAACUGACCUUGAAUACAUAUUCUGUUUGAAUUUAAAGACUGUWCAGAAUCCUGACCACUGGAUUCUYAGAGGUGUWGCGUUACUMUGUGACACUAAGUAAAUUGCGURACACAUUCUGUGACAGAUUCAAAGAUGUAAUGCCUAAAUUAUUGUAAAACAAAACAUUGUGUUGUGUGAUAUUGUACCUUAAUAUUUUAUUCUCGUAUGACGCGUGGCGAUUCAAUGAAGAAUGUGGAUUUAUAAAUUAAGAAAUGCAAAAUACAGACAUUCUAAAAAUUAAAUAAUUUCAAAAAUAUCAAUGGRAAAGACAAGCAUGUGUGAAAAGAUAGAACAAAAAUAAAGUUUACAAUUAAUA